Messenger RNA from Heterocephalus glaber (naked mole-rat), 1902 nucleotides. It is a transcript of the gene Scoc, whose product is annotated as short coiled-coil protein. NCBI's taxonomy places the organism in Eukaryota, Metazoa, Chordata, Mammalia, Rodentia, Bathyergidae. Gene Ontology annotation, cellular component: trans-Golgi network. The record is from RefSeq and is a predicted model, not a curated record.
GUGGGCGACGGGGCGGGGCGGGCUUCCUCGCUGUGCGCAUGUUCCGUGGUCAGAGCGGGGGCGAGUCUGCGGGUGUGUGUUAGUCCGAACGUCCGAAGCUGAGGCGGCCCCUGGAUCAUUCCCACUCUCCCGGCGCCUCAGGCGAAAGGCUAUUCCAGGAUUUUGUAUCCAAGGCCCAGAAGUUUGUUAUCCAAGAUGAUGAAUGCUGACAUGGAUGCAGUUGAUGCUGAAAAUCAGGUGGAACUGGAGGAAAAAACACGACUUAUUAAUCAAGUGUUGGAACUCCAACACACACUUGAAGAUCUCUCUGCAAGAGUAGAUGCAGUUAAGGAAGAAAAUCUGAAGUUAAAAUCAGAAAACCAAGUUCUUGGACAAUAUAUAGAAAACCUCAUGUCUGCUUCUAGUGUUUUUCAAACAACUGACACAAAAAGCAAAAGAAAGUAAGGGAUUGAUUUCCCUUCUGUUUUAUGGAAUUGCUGCUGAUUUUUUUCUUUAAAACUUGGAUAGAUUCCAAAAGUUACAGUACUUUGUGGCUUCUUGGAAUAUUUAUGAAAAUAAUGUCAGACCUAGGCAAAAUUAACUGCAUAACAGAAGACUUCCAUGGAUUUAUGUAUUGUUAGUCUGAAAAUGUGCAAAUGUAUUGUAGAGACUUUAUAAUUAGAAUUGCAUAUAUUUAUGAAAUUUGAAGAUGUUUUAUCAAAUUUGCUUUGAUAUAUAGGUUUAGCACUGUCUUUUAUUAUAGGCUUAGUAAGAUAUACCAGAAAAUAACCACCAUGUUGUGAAAAAGUGACCAAAAUCAUGUACUGAAUGCACAGCUUUAUGUACCGUGUCCACCAUCUUGUGCCUCUUCUCCAUUUGCCUCCUUCCUCCCCAUUUCCCUUCCCCUAAGAAAAAAAAUGGUUUCACGUUUGUAAAAUUACUUUGAAUAGUUAAUCACCUGUAAGAGUAACCUGAGCUCUAAUUCUUGCAACUUAACCAAAAUAAGAUACUUUCUCAGUUAGGGCUUGUCAUUUGUUGUAGUAAUAAGUUAGGAUUGCUGGUUUCUCUUUAAUCAUUUAAAAACAGAUUUAGGCUAUAAAAAUGAAGAUUUCUCUUUAAAACUGAACUGUCAUAUUGGGAAGAUUUGUUAAAAACUUCCUUUUGCACAAAUGACCCAGUUGAUAUCUGAAAAGAUAAGGAUUCUGGUUGUGUGUGUUAAAAGUAAAAAAUAAAAAAUAAAAAAAAAAUCUUGAGGGGAGAAUAGAAACAGGGUAGAAAAUAACUCAAUAAAAAGUAUUAACCAACUCCAAAUGUUUUCACUCCACAUUUGUAUUUUCUCUGGCAUAGAGGAGAUCUUUUGAAGAAUAUGUUUUAAAGUGGAUUAAGUUGACUGGCCUUAUGUAAGCCCCGUGUUAGGCCAGUUAUGUCUCAAGAUUUAUUUGUAGUUCCUAGCAAGGCAACUUUCGCAAAAUUCCUUAAGAGAGUGUAUUAGUGUCAGUCAUGAAUAAAUGGGAGGAUUUUACUCUGUGAUAACUGUAACCUUAUUCAGUAUUGUAUCUCGUUUGUUCUCCCAGAAUUUUCUGUAAAUUCAACUAGUUUGUGGAGUUUUGGUUAUUCUUUAACAGUUUUUAAAAAUUUAGUUUGUAGAUUCCAUUUAGUAAAGGAAUUAAUAUCAAAAAUAUUAAAAUGUUAUAAUAGGAAAAGAGAUCUACUAAUAUAGCUUAUGGUUACUAGAUUUGAGCUACUUUUAAUCAAUGGAAUAAUCUUAUCUAUUAGUGUAAGAUUUGAUGAAUGACUUUAGUUGUAUGAAUAUGUAAUAGUCAUACUGCAAACAUUUUGCAUCCCUUUUGUGACCUAAUUUACAAAUAUUUAAAAUUGUGUUACAGUUCUGCUUUGCUGUUUAAUAAAAAGCUGUUUCAGAGA